AUGUCUCCUCGUGCAGAAGCGCUCUCUACACGUCCCCCGCACCGCACUUACGUGGCUCUGACAGCCCACCAUGCGACAAGUGUCCUUCCGAGUCUGCGCGACGCAAUGGCGUACUACGACUCGAUGGGAACACGGAAUCCACACCGGUUGGGGGCGAGGUCAUGGAGGGACUCGGAUGAGCGCACUUCGCGCCGCCCUUCGACCUGGCGCUUGAACGUCGUGGCUUCAACUAGUGAGCGCACCCAUCUGGAGCGCAACGGGGCAUCUACAUGGAGUGCCCUAGGGUGGAGCAUUAGACGGCACCCCCAACGUUCCCCACCUGCGCACACAGUGACCGUCUCCCGGUCCCUCUACCUCGGGUGCGACAACCGGACGGCGAAGGGCGCGAAGAUUGAGGGCGGGAAGAGUGGAUGGCAGAAGGCGCGACAAGGGGAUGAUGGAGAGCGCGAUCAGGGGAUGACCGAGGGCGCGAUCAAGGGAUGGGAAGGCACUCCGCAUACAGACUCGCGCUCUGCGACGUUCGCGCCGACCGUCACCCGCCUGCAUGACAACACUGUGCCCCGAAGCAAUUUCGACACGAACAAGACCGUUAUGUCCUGUCCGCGCAGCCGGAUAGACGUCCGAAACACAGACCUGACUGCCUGUGCAUACACAGCCUAUCACUACUACGUCAAUCUCAUCUCCCUCCGCCCUGCCUCCCUCCACCCGUGGGCCGCCCCUCUACGCAGCGGUACGCAUUCUCAAACAGCGUGCCAGGCCCUACGUGCGCCACGCAUCGCUCGUCGGCCACUCGCCCACGCCCAUGUCGACCAGACAUCCACGGGCCACCCUGCGGCCCUUGGACGUCCACCACGCACCUCGGAUGACACCGGCUCUGCAUGA
This is a messenger RNA of Trametes versicolor FP-101664 SS1, 882 nucleotides long. RefSeq lists its product as uncharacterized. Bases 1 to 882 code for a protein of 293 amino acids. The transcript is spliced from 3 exons. Lineage: Eukaryota; Fungi; Basidiomycota; Agaricomycetes; Polyporales; Polyporaceae. The record is from RefSeq and is a predicted model, not a curated record.